AUGCCUCGUAUCAAAGCGCCCCCCCACGCCUCCACACUCUCUUUGACUGGCGUGGCUGUCACGUUCGCUUCGUACUCCCCCACCGCUCAUACCUAUUUUGACAGCAAGAACAUCGCCCAGUUGAAAGCCGAGAUUUCCAGAUGCGGCGGACAGUACAUCUCCAGCGUCGAUCUGUGCAAUCACCUCGUUGCCACUGAAGACCAAUUCAACAGACAACUUCUUCGCGUCACCGAGGCACUGCGGAACCCGAAUGUGACCAUCGUCAACUAUGACUGGCUAGCAGCAUCCCUACAGUCAACCAAACCCGUGGCUACCGAUCUUUACCUUCUCGGUACGAAGGGUGGUGGAGGCGGUGAUGUUGAUGCAGAGAGUGAUGCAGACAAUCCACUUACCCCACAAAAGUUGAAGAAGCCCUCGAAGCGUCCACGACAAGGUGACGAAGAGGAUGAUAAUGAUGAAGACCCUGUGAUAACGAAGAAGGCAAAGCCCUCUUUUCCGGCAACAGCAACGGAUGAACCUCGAAAAGAUGCCCCAGCUCCAAAGUUAGCGAAAAUCCACGUUCCUGUGGACGAGCUGUGCAACAAUGCAAAUCAGUAUCGUGUCUAUGUCGACGAUAAUGGCAUCCCCUACGACGCUACUCUUAGCAAAUCCGACUCGACUGUCAAUAAUAACAAAUUCUACAGAAUGCAGCUUCUAGUGCACUCUAACUCGGGCUUGUCUCACUGUUGGUGCCGUUGGGGCCGGGUUGGCGACAAUGGCCUGUCUAUGAUGUUUGGUGACGGGACAUUGGGAUCUGCAAUUCUUGAGUUCGAGAAGAAGUUCAAAUCGAAGAGCGGCAACAAAUGGGCAAACCGGGAUCUCCCACAGUCGUCGUCGAAAUACACUUAUAUCGAGAUCAGCUACGAGGAUUCAGAUGAUAAAGAGGUGACAAGUACCAAGCAAUCAACUCCACGGAAAGAGCUUGUGACUAAAGAGCAAAGCAGCACAGUGAGCAAACUUCCUCCAAGUGUGCAGCGCCUGAUGAGUCUCAUUUUCGACCUUCAACUCUUCAACAGCACGAUGGCCAGCCUUGACUAUGAUGCAAGCCGAAUGCCACUUGGGAAGCUGAGCAAGAAGACCCUCCUCAAGGGCUAUGAGGUGCUCAAAGACCUUGCUAAUCUCAUCGCGGAUCCGGAUACCUCAAAGCUCUUAGGGAUACCUUACGGCCAGGCCAUUCAGGAGAAAAGCAACCAGUACUUCUCUCUCGUCCCCCACGUUGUCAGUCGCAAAUCUGUUCCCGUUUUGAACGAUAUGGAUCUCAUUAAGCGCGAGAUCCAGUUGUUGGAAACACUGACAGAUAUGCAAUUGGCGAACGAAAUCAUGAAGUCUGCAACAGUCGACAAGUACAAGCAGGAGAAGCUCCACAUCCUUGACAGGCAAUACCAAGGACUUGGAAUGCGAGAGAUGACCCCUUUGGAUAGUGCCAGCGAUGAGUUUCAGGAGAUUGGCUUAUAUUUGCACUACUCAGUUGGUGGCACUCACGGCGUCAAUUAUCAAGUGCAGGAUAUAUUCCGCAUCGAGCGUGAAGGCGAAGCCGGACGACUCGACACAUCACCAUACGCAAAUCUGGGCAACAAGAGUGAUCGGCGUUUGCUUUGGCAUGGUUCCCGCUGCAGCAAUUUCGGCGGCAUUCUCAGUCAAGGCCUGCGUAUUGCACCUCCAGAAGCUCCUGCCUCGGGUUAUAUGUUUGGAAAAGGCGUCUACCUAGCCGAUAUGAGUAGCAAGAGUGCGGGCUACUGUAAUACCUACAGUAGUGGUGGCACAGGGCUGUUGCUGCUUUGUGAAGCCGAACUGGGCAAGCCGCCACUCCGUCUGAUCAAUUCCGACUAUGAAGCAGGUGACCGUGCAAAGAAAUCUGGAAGCAUUUCCACCUGGGGUAUUGGCAAAACAGCACCACAGCGCUGGAAAGAUGCCUCCUGCAUCCACACGUCUCUGAAGGGUGUUCAGAUGCCCGAUGUCGUGUCAAUGCCUCCAGGUCCGUCGAAUGAACCGAAUGCAUAUUUGCUCUACAACGAGUACAUCGUUUACGAUAUUGCUCAGAUCAAGCUCAGAUACCUUCUACGGGUUCAAAUGACUUGA
Messenger RNA from Capronia epimyces CBS 606.96, 2118 nucleotides. RefSeq lists its product as uncharacterized. The transcript is spliced from 2 exons. Gene Ontology annotation, molecular function: NAD+ poly-ADP-ribosyltransferase activity. The coding region runs from base 1 to 2118 and encodes 705 amino acids. NCBI's taxonomy places the organism in Eukaryota, Fungi, Ascomycota, Eurotiomycetes, Chaetothyriales, Herpotrichiellaceae. The record is from RefSeq and is a predicted model, not a curated record.